Australozyma saopauloensis is the source of this 480-nucleotide messenger RNA. RefSeq lists its product as uncharacterized. The record is from RefSeq and is a predicted model, not a curated record. Bases 1 to 480 code for a protein of 159 amino acids. The transcript has a single exon. NCBI's taxonomy places the organism in Eukaryota, Fungi, Ascomycota, Pichiomycetes, Serinales, Metschnikowiaceae.
AUGAAGACCUCAUUCAUAGUUUCCUCUCUCGCUGCUGCCUUGGGCGCUUCCGCCCAAUUGGUGACAUUCUCAGUCGUGGACGAAAGAAACAACAACCUCGGAACUCUCAACAACAUCCACGCCGGCGCUGGUUUCAACUUCUACUAUGUUGGCGUUUUCGACCAAGUUCUACAAUACAACAUUGCCGACAGUGGCGAUGCAACUCUCACCAAUCCCGCAUCCGAUUACCCAUUCAAUGUUGGAAACUUCGAGGGCCGUUUUGCGGUUGGGCCUGCCGUUACUCCUGCAAAGCUCGAAAUUGCCGAGAACGCAUUGGGAGUUACGUCGAUCCAGAACUGGAACUUCUGGGCAUGUUACGACACCCACGACACGUACAACUACUCUGCAAGCAACAGAAACAUUUUGUUGACUGAGAAGGACAACAUGACACCUCCCGGUUCCAACUGUCUUCCAGUGAACAUCAAUGUGCUGAAUGUCUAG